UCCUCCUUGACUAAAGAUGAUGUAUCCAAAAGAGUUUACGAUGUUAUUAAAAGUUUUGAAAAGACCAAAGAUAUUGAGAUCUCCAACGAAUUAAAUUUUGCUACCGAUUUAGGUCUUGACUCCUUGGAUGUUGUUGAAGUCUUAGUAGCAAUUGAAGAAGAGUUUGAUUUUGAAAUUCCAGAUAAUGACGCUGAUGAAAUCAAGUCUGUUGGUCAAGUCAUUGAGUAUAUCGUUAACCACCCCGAGGCUAAUUGA
Molecule: messenger RNA, 255 nt
Organism: Ascoidea rubescens DSM 1968
Lineage: Eukaryota; Fungi; Ascomycota; Saccharomycetes; Ascoideales; Ascoideaceae
Gene: ACP1
Product: acyl carrier protein
Exons: 1
Biological process (GO): fatty acid biosynthetic process
Cellular component (GO): mitochondrion
Molecular function (GO): acyl carrier activity; acyl binding
Source: RefSeq, a predicted model, not a curated record